Molecule: messenger RNA, 804 nt
Organism: Klebsormidium nitens
Lineage: Eukaryota; Viridiplantae; Streptophyta; Klebsormidiophyceae; Klebsormidiales; Klebsormidiaceae
Source: the annotation of a GenBank genome assembly
AAUCCGGCGUACAGCAUCGGUGCCCUUUCCAUCUGCUUCAACCUGAACGCUUCACUGUCCGGUGUCACAUUUGGCGUUGCAACCGCAUCCAGUACGCGGAUCGCGGUAGCCCUGGGUGCAAACAAGCCCCACGUUGCACGAGCCGCUUCCAAGGCCUUCAUCGCGGUCGGCGUCGCUUUAGGCGCCGCCAUCGCGGCCGCGCUCGCGGCCUUCCGGCGCCACUUCAUUGCGGCGCUCACCUCCGAGCCCGAGACCGCCUGCCUCGCGGCGCAGGUGAUUUCUCUUCAAUCUUAUGAUACCCGCAGGAAAUCGCGCAGGGGAUUCUGCGCGGGAGCGCGCGGCCGCACUUCGUGUUCCUCAUCGUUGAUCACGCAAUACCCGCUGGGGAUCGCGGCGUCGGGCGCGCUGGGGGGCCUGGGUGUCUGCGGGCUGUGGCUGGGGAUGGUCAUCGCUGACGUGGCGGCGCAGCUGACGUCCGAGGUGACCCUGGUGUGGAAGACGGACUGGGAGGACCUGGCCGCGAAAGUCCCGUUCGCGCUGUAUCACCUGAUCGCGAUCCUCACAACGUCCUUCCUCUUCGUGAUGGCGUACCAGUUCGUCUUCGUUGCCGGCUACCUAGGAUGCGUGCCGGUUUUGCUACCGACGCUGGGAUUCCAAAGCCUGCGCGAGCUCGCCAACGUGCUCGCGGAUCCGCUGGGCAAUGACGACACCGACAUCCCUGUGUUUGACUAUGUCCUGGAGUGGCACACCACCAUGGAAAGCAUGAUCAACCUGCCCAGGGAGAAGGAGUCAGUCAGCCCGUAA